AUGCAGAACGCCUACGAUCACCCUCAGCUCUCGCCGAGCGAAGACAGCCACGUCAGCGUCACGGCCAAUCAAUUAAACCAAGAGUCCAACUCUCAGCCGCAGAGCCCAACGACGUAUAAAGAGCUGACCUCAUCGCCAUCGCCAAUGGCGCUCUCUAGGCAGGAUCUAUCCUAUGCCUCCGUUGUGGCCAGAUCCCCUCAGCCGCUGAUAAACAAUGAAAAUGUAACCAAACAUAUUGAACCUGCUCCACCCCCGCCGUCUCCGAGCUCGCUGAUCGAAGAAAAGAACACACCUCGCCAGACUCCCCAGCCGACCGCCGACACUGCCGACACAGCAGGUGGCUGGACUGUUGUCUCGCGAAAGAAGAAAAAUAAAGGCAAAGUGUCAUCAGCCGCAAUGGUACACCGCGUCGCGUCCUCCUUCAAUCCCACCGGCCCUGGAGAUAUUCUCUUCACGGAACCGCUGAAGGUGGACCAGCGUAAGAGGAGGAGAGUUGCUGACGACCUCGGAGAAGAGAACUCCCCCUCCACCGAAGCGCGUAAACAAAACGUCUCCCCCAUCCUCCCUGACGUCCUCGAACCAGCUAUCUCUACCCCAAUCCCAUCUGCGUCGACGCCUAGUGACCACUUCUCCUCUGCUGGCCCUUCGAAGCCUCGUGCCGGUCACUCCGACUCAGACAGUAUACACGACAUCAGCUUUGCCAUCGCGUCCGACUCAGCGCGAGUAGAGUCGCUCCUUGCACGGAGGAGCGAUUCCUUCCCAACGCUGCCCAGCAUUGACCUCGCAGCGAGUACACACCGCGGCGCCUCCGCGGCCAUCAGCAGCAAAGCACCCUCCCGCAAGGGAAAAGGAAAGGCUAAGCCGCCGCUUCGCCUCGGUGACUUCCUUCCUCUCUUCCCACUCCCGCCGUCCUCGAUCCCGACGAGCUCACCUCACACGCCCUCCCCCUCCUACCUCAGGCGGCCGAGCGCGACCCCUGUUGGCCCGAAGCGAGGCCACCACUGGGCCGACAUCAGCGACAGCGAAGAAGACGCUAAACCUUCGCGCCCUUCUCAGAGAAACUCCUCUCCACCGGAGAUAGUGAUGGCGGACACCACACCGACUCCGAGCAUAGCUCGCUACUCCUCUAUCGACAGCGACCCGGAGGAACUGGAGAUACCGGAAGUACUUCCCUUCAAUGUCGACGACUUCGAGCCUGACGUGGUCAUCCCAACUGUCGGCACGUGGCGCCCCUCCCAAGGCGACUCGGCCAACUGGAAGGAACGCGGAAUGGUAGUAAAGCAGAGGUUAUCCUGGACCAGGAUCGCUGAACUUCAGCCUACUCUUGGCCUCCAGAUCGCCUACCACGGAUCCGAAGAGCCCGGCGUCGAAGCACGCAUCACGAAGAUGCUCGACGUCUUCCACAACACUCUCCACGCGCCGAACGCCUCAAUCUUCUCAAGUUACUCUGCUACGGGGUUCCACGGUAUGAACCUCGAGCCUUACUGGUAUCUAGUCACCAACCUCUCAAUCCUCAUCAUCAUCGAGCUCGUACGCAUCGGAUGGAUGAACCUGACGACGAUUACCCUCAACUUCGCCUUCUGGUCUGAUCCGAACCCUCAUCUCUGCGCAAGCUUCCGCCUCAUCCACCGGUUUGGAGCGCAGACGAAGGACGAGUACGAACACCUCAUCCGUCGCGAAAUCCUCGAAUCGGACCUCUACGAGAUCACGUUCGAAGUUCUCUCCCGCGACAUCGAACGUGGCGGGAUGUGGAGUGGCUCGAGGAAAGCCGACGCUAUCGGUGAGAUGCUUGACUCUAUCGACGUCGAUGUUGUCCCGUUCCGCGUCGGUACGAACGCUACCGAGCCCAUCGCGGUGAUCUAUAUGAAACCGCCCACUGCUGACAGGCGAGACUGGCUGCGCUUCAGCAGCAAGAUGAAGUGUCACGGAUUCGGCUCUGACCUAACAGGCCACCCGGAACCCUUUGCAGGCAGGAUAUGGUGUGGCUAUUGCCACUCACUCGGCCACACACCGGCUACAUGCAGCGUCCGCCAAACGCUUGGCUGGCACGACAUCCCGCUGCAACAGGUACCGAACCAACUACCGCCUCCGUACAACGCCGGAAGAGGUGGCCGAGGGAACGGCGGGAACGGCGGCAGAGGGACCGGCAGAGGCCGUGGAGUAGGUCGCGGACGUGGAGGCGGAGGAAACCACUAG
Messenger RNA from Rhodofomes roseus, 2196 nucleotides. RefSeq lists its product as uncharacterized. NCBI's taxonomy places the organism in Eukaryota, Fungi, Basidiomycota, Agaricomycetes, Polyporales, Fomitopsidaceae. The transcript has 4 exons. Bases 1 to 2196 code for a protein of 731 amino acids. The record is from RefSeq and is a predicted model, not a curated record.